GUUCUGUCUUCUGCCGCUCACUUGUUUCAAAGUUUCCUUUUAACUCUUUCUCGAGCGCAUCGCAUUUCUUGGAGAGAGAGAGAGAGAGAGAGAGCGCAUGCGAGCCUUCAGCUGAAGUUGCAGCGAGAGUGUGGUAGUACUGAAGGUCGACCUGCGAAGCCGCGAAGAUGAUGGUGUUCUCCGGUAAGCAGCAGGUAUUUCCGGUGGACUACGAAGCGGAUGUCUCGCAACGGCUUCUGGAAGCUUCCCUCGCCGGUGAUCUGAAGUCGGCGAUCGAGUGCAUCGUUGAUCCCUUCGUGGACGUGAACUUCGUCGGCGCGGUGUGCUUGAAGAGUAGGAAGACUGAGCUGGUCCCGCGUGACGAAUCGCCGAGCGACGUCCGCGUGGAGUACGAGGAAUUCAAGACCGACGUCACCCCCUUGUUCCUCGCCGUCCAUACCGGCAACGUGGACCUCGUUAAGAAGUUGCUGAGCUCUGGAGCAGAUGUGAACCAGAAACUCUUUAGGGGCUUUGCACCAACAGCAGCAGUGAGGGAGGGUCAUUUAGAGAUUCUUGAGAUCUUACUUAAAGCUGGGGCCUCACAGCCAGCCUGUGAGGAGGCUUUGCUGGAGGCAAGCCGUCAUGGUCGUGCAAGACAUGCUGAGUUGCUCAUGGGCUCUGAUCUCAUCCGGCCCCGUAUUGGUCUGCAUGCUUUUGUCACUGCAUGCUGCAGGGGUUUCAUAGAUGUGGUUGACACUCUCAUGAAGUGUGGUGUAGAUGCAAGUGCGGCUGACCGGGUCUUGCUCCAGUCAUCUAAGCCUUCUGUUCACAUGAAUGUUGACUGUACUGCACUUGCUGCCGCUGUGGUUAGUAGGCAGGUUUCCAUUGUCCGUUUGCUGCUUCAGGCUGGUGUCAUGAUGGACAUCAAAGUGAAGUUAGGAGCAUGGUCUUGGGACAUGGCUACUGGGGAAGAAUAUCGAGUUGGUGCUGGGUUGGCAGAGCCCUAUGCCAUCACCUGGUGUGCAGUGGAAUAUUUUGAAGUGAGUGGUGCAAUCUUGCGUAUGCUCCUCCAACACCUCUCCCCCAAUACCCCUCAUUAUGGGAGAACUCCCCUUCACCAUGCCAUCCUAUGUGGCAGUGUAGGAGCUGUCAAGGUGCUGUUGAAUUGUGGUGCUGAUGCAGAAUGCCCUAUUAAGACAGCCAAGAAAAAUGAAUUUCGUCCUAUACACAUGGCUGCCCGUCUUGGAUUAUCAACUUUAGUUCAAUGCCUUAUUGACUCUGGUUGUGAUCUAAACUCAAAGACAGAUUCUGGUGACACAGCCUUGAUGAUCUGCGCAAAAUAUAAGCGUGAAGAAUGCCUCAAGGUAUUGGCCAUGGCUGGUGCUGAUUUUGGCUUGGUAAAUGUUGCUGGUCAGUCUGCAAGUUCAAUUGCUGGAUCAAACCGGUGGUCCCUUGCUUUUCAAGAUGUGGUGUUUGAUGUAAUUAGAGCCAUGAAGAUACCAAGGUCCAGCAAUAUGUCUGUGUUCUCUCCACUAAUGUUUGCAGCCAAAGCUGGUGACAUUGAGGCUCUGAAAAUUCUGAUUGGGUGGGGAGGAUUCAAUCUUGAUUAUCAGGAUGAUAAUGGUUUCUCAGCGGUUAUGAUUACUGCUCUGAAGGGUCAUGUUGAAGCAUUCAGGUUGCUGGUUUAUGCAGGGGCUGACGUAAAGCUUCACAACAAAUCUGGUCAAACUGCAAUCACUUUAUCUGAGUCACAUCAGAGUCAUGACUUAUUUGAGAAGGUAAUGCUCCAAUUUGCCCUUGAAAAGGGCAACCGCAAUGCUGGAGGGUUCCAUGCUUUACAUUGCGCUGCUCGUCGUGGUGACUUAGAUGCAGUAGAAUUGCUUACCAGUAAAGGUUAUGAUGUAAAUGUCCCUGAUGGGGACGGAUACACUCCCCUCAUGCUAGCUGCAAAGGAAGGCCAUGGGUCCAUGUGUGAGCUCUUGGUCUCGCGUGGGGCCUAUUGCGAUAUCAAGAAUGCUAGGGGUGAAACAGCGCUCUCACUUGCAAGGAAAAUUGUCGGCCGGAAAAAUGAUGCUGAGCAUGUGAUACUGGACGAGCUUGCUCGCAAGCUAGUAUUAGGUGGUGCCUCUGUGCGGAAACACACCAGGGGAGGGAAAGGGACUCCGCAUGGUAAGGAAAUGAGAAUGGUGGGGUCUGCAGGGGUGCUGCGAUGGGGAAACUCAAGCCGGAGAAAUGUGACUUGCCAGCAUGCAGAGGUGGGGCCUAGCGCAGCCUUUCGGAAAAAUAGGAAGAAGAAGGGUGAUGCUGAUGAACCUGGAGUGUUUAGGGUGGCGACUACAAAGAACAGGGAGGUGCAUUUUGUAUGCGAGGGUGGGUUUGAGACGGCUGAGCUCUGGGUGAGGGGCAUUAAGCUUGUGACAAAAGAGGCUAUUUUUGGCAAGCCGAGGGAAACUAGAUGGUGAAUGGUGAGGAUGUGGACGCAGGCAAUAUGUAUAGUUGUUCGGGGGAGUACUUCAUCUUGAAGUAUCUUUGCAUUUUCAUUGUAAAGGUUUUGACAGCCAUUAGUUGUAAAUUUGUUCACCUUUAGUUAAAAUUAAAAAUAUGGAAAUUGCGC
Messenger RNA from Juglans microcarpa x Juglans regia, 2593 nucleotides. Its product is annotated as ankyrin-3-like. Lineage: Eukaryota; Viridiplantae; Streptophyta; Magnoliopsida; Fagales; Juglandaceae. Gene Ontology annotation, molecular function: protein binding. Bases 168 to 2441 code for a protein of 757 amino acids. The transcript is spliced from 4 exons. The record is from RefSeq and is a predicted model, not a curated record.